AUGAGCGGCCGUGUCCCAAUAGCGCCUCAGCGCGUGGACGCUCCGCUCACACAAUCAGCUACCUUUCUCAUUGUCUCUGUCACCAACAAGCCCGACGCCAUUGAAACCGUGCGCUCUACACUGGCAGGCGUAGACAGCCUAGCGAAAAAUGUAUCAAUCCGUGAUCUCAGUGCCCAAUUUGCCUGCACCGUCGGCAUCGGAAGUGACAUCUGGGAUCGUCUAACGGGUCUUCCCAGGCCCUCAGAACUACACCCUUUCCGCGAGAUCAAAGGCGAGAAACACACCGCGGUCUCGACGCCCGGUGAUCUGCUUUUCCACAUUCGCUCUGAGCGCAGAGAUAUCUGCUUCGAGUUCGAGCGUCAGUUGUUAGAUCAACUCAGUGACUCGGUCACUGUCAUCGAUGAGACUGUCGGGUUUCGUUACUUCGAUGUGCGGGAUCUUCUCGGUUUCGUGGAUGGCACGGCUAAUCCUGUUGGAUUGGCGGUUCCUUCCUCUGUUUUGGUUGCAGAGGAAGAUCCUUCUGCUGUCGGUGGCAGUUAUAUCGUUGUACAGAAGUACACUCAUGAUCUACCUGGAUGGAAAGAUCUAUCGACAGAACAGCAGGAGAGGAUUAUUGGUCGCACCAAGAUAGAUAAUGUUGAGCUGGAUGAUGCGGAGUCUGGACAGCGUUCUCACAAGACACUCAACACGAUUGAAGAUGAUGAUGGGAAUGAGCAUGAUAUUCUUCGUGACAAUAUGCCAUUCGGAUCUCCUGGUUCUGCCGAGUUUGGGACUUACUUUAUUGGCUAUACUCGUCGCCUCUGGGUUAUUGAGAAAAUGUUGGAGCGCAUGUUUGUUGGGGAUCCGCCUGGCCUGCAUGAUCGGAUUCUUGAUUUCUCGAAGCCGCUUACUGGGACGACAUUCUUUGCUCCGUCUGCAAGUGUAUUGGCUAGUUUGGGGUCUGACUGA
Molecule: messenger RNA, 948 nt
Organism: Penicillium concentricum
Lineage: Eukaryota; Fungi; Ascomycota; Eurotiomycetes; Eurotiales; Aspergillaceae
Product: Dyp-type peroxidase
Exons: 1
Coding region: 1-948 (315 amino acids)
Cellular component (GO): cytosol
Molecular function (GO): peroxidase activity; heme binding
Source: RefSeq, a predicted model, not a curated record